Messenger RNA from Gossypium raimondii (Peruvian cotton), 1329 nucleotides. RefSeq lists its product as uncharacterized. The coding region runs from base 1 to 1329 and encodes 442 amino acids. The transcript has 8 exons. Lineage: Eukaryota; Viridiplantae; Streptophyta; Magnoliopsida; Malvales; Malvaceae. The record is from RefSeq and is a predicted model, not a curated record.
AUGGUGGCAUUUGAGUAUAAGCAAUGUGUCUACUUUGAGGAUGGAUUUAGAGAUAAUUUGAGAGUUCUGAUAGCCCCGCAGAGGGAGCGAGAUCUUUCUGCCUUGGUUGAGAAGGCAAAAAUCAUUGAGGAGGAUAUAGAGGUAGUCAUGAUCGGAGAACGUCGGAACUACUUGUCUAAUGUGAUCUUUGCACUGGUGGUGGAAAAGAACUCUACAGUUAAGGAUAUUAGAACGGUAAAGGAUGUUUCGGGCGUCUUUCCUGAUGAGCUAUCGAGUUUACCUCUGAAUCGUGAAGUGGAGUUUGGGAUAGAGCUCCUUCCUGGUACAGCUCCGGUGUCCAUCGCUCCCUAUAGAAUGGCACUGAAGGAGCUUGUGGAGCUUCAGGCUCAGAUUCAAGAGCUUUUAGAUCCACCCUUGACUAAGUUGCUACGUAAGGGUGUGCCGUUUAACUGGAUUGAUGCACAACAAGAAAGCUUUGAGAAGCUUAAGACUAUACUAACUGAUGCCCCUGAUGGUAAGGUGGUAGCCUAUGCAUCUCCUCUGCUUAAGACCCAUGAGGCGAAUUAUCUGACGCAUGACUUGGAGUUGGACGCUGUGAAGGAGUUUAAUUUUAGGCAGCGCAGAAGGAUUGAGCUACUUAAAGAUUAUGACUACACCAAUAAGUACCACCUUGGUAAGGCCAAUGUGGAGGUUGAUGCACUGAGCUAUAGGGCUAUGAUUGAUUUGAGGGCGAUAUUUGUUCGCUUAAGUUUAUUUGAUGAUGGUAGUCUGUUGGCUGAUUUACAAGAUGAGAGUGGGAAUACCGAGGAUUUUGGACUGAAUAGCGAAGGGGAUGAGGCUAAGCAUCAGUUACCUUCGAGUUUGCUGCAGCUGGUUAAGAUUCCUCUCUGGAAAUGGGAGUGCGUAACUAUGGAUUUUGUUAAUGGGUUGCCUCUAACACCCACUAACGAAGAUUCAAUAUGGGUCAUCGUGGAUCGAUUGACCAAGUCCGCCCACUCUAUACCAGUUCGUACUGAUUAUUCUUUGCACAAGCUGGCGAAGCUUUAUAUUUCUGAGAUAAAAACUGCAUGGAGACCAGUUGCCUACCAGUUGGAGUUACCUCCAGAAUUGAAUCAGAUUCACGACGUGUUCCACAUCUCUAUGUUGAGGCGCUACUUCUCUGAUCCCUGGUAUAUUAUUCUUGUUGAAGAGAUCGAGGUUAGGCCAAAUCUGACCUUUGAGGAGGAGCCAGUUCAGAUUCUAGAUCGCGACGUUAUGGUUCUGAAAAGGAAAUCCAUUCCACUGGUAAAGGUUCUAUGGAGUAAUCAAAACACAAAGGAGGCCACAUGA